Paramecium tetraurelia is the source of this 324-nucleotide messenger RNA. RefSeq lists its product as uncharacterized. The transcript has a single exon. Lineage: Eukaryota; Ciliophora; Oligohymenophorea; Peniculida; Parameciidae. The record is from RefSeq and is a predicted model, not a curated record.
AUGAAUUUAGUAAAUACUAAUUAGGCUUACAAUAUGAGAUUGAUGCAGGAAAGAUAUAUAAAGGCUGCUUAUUAGUAUGUAAGUUAGGCCUUGAUCGACUCAGUAAAGAACAGUGCAUAAGACCAGAAGAAUCUAAAAGUUGCACUAUUUAUCAGUUUCAAUAUUUUUCUGUUUUUUAUUUACUUUUUUAUAUGGAUUCCUCUUGUAUUCCGUAUUUUGAGUGAUAUGCUCAAGAAUCGCUUAAUGCUAACAAUAAUCCCAUUACAAGUAAUUCAUAAAACUGCAUCAAUAAGACUAUAUAUUAGAAAAAUUAUAAAUCAUUGA